AUGGCUACAAAUUCAUAUCGAAAAGACUACAAAAGAAAAUGGAUUUCUGCUUGUCGUACACUCACAAAAUAUAACAACAAUGCAAAAAGGCUGCCUAUUGAUCAGUGUGUACAAUCUCCGCCCACUAAAUUUCAAAGGGUUGAGAGACAAGACAAAAUUGACUUUAAUGUAGAUGAUUGUGAUGAACCUCUGAGUCCUACUACUGGCAUUAAUUGCUCCUCUGAUGAGUGUGAUUCAUCCUUGGCAUCAUGCGAGGAGUGUUCAGAACAGGGUGAUUCAGAUUGCGAAUCUAAACCUGCAGAUUUAAAAGAUCUUUUAGCUGGCUGGGUGAACCAGUACCAAGUAAAGCACAAUGCUGUUGAUGAUCUUUUAAAGAUACUCCAGCAAUCUGGACAUUCUGAGCUACCAGCCACAUCUAGAUCAUUAUUACGCACAGCUAGAGUUAUUGACAUUGGACAAAAAUCAGGGAUGGAGUAUGUGUAUUUUCCCUUAGAACAAGCAUUGUUGGAAAACUUUCUGGCCUAUCCAAAAACUCUAAGAGAGAGUGUUGAUUGUUUACAUAUAUCUCUUAAUAUUGAUGGUAUACCCUUGUUCAAAAGCUCCACUGGCACUUUAUGGCCAAUUCUUUGCGGCAUAAUGAAUUUCACUCCUGUUAAAGUAUUUCCUGUUGCAUUGACAUAUGGAGCAUCAAAGCCACACGACUUAGAUUUCUUGUCUGAUACUGUUAGAGAUUUGAACACGUUAUUGGAGCAUGGUCUAAAGUAUGGUGACAAAAUCCUCAAAGUUUCUCUAAGGUGUGUUGUCUGCGAUGCUCCUGCAAAGGCUUUUGUUAAGGGUGUUAAAUUGUAUUCCGGCUAUUUCGGUUGUGAUAAGUGUUGCCAACGUGGUGUCUGGAUUGGUCGAGUGACUUUUCCUGACAUACAUGAUCUAAUACUUCGAACUGAUGCAUCAUUCCGAGAUCAGUCGAAUGAAGAGCAUCAUCAUUGUGUGUCGCCCUUUUGUGAUCUAGAUAUAGAUAUGGUUAAAGCCUUCCCAAUUGAUUAUAUGCAUCAAUUGUGCCUAGGUGUUACGAAAAAAAUUAUUCUAGCAUGGAUCCGGGGGAAAAAGGAUGUGCGAAUUUCAGCCCAACUUGUUGAAAGAAUUAGUGCCAAACUGGUUGCUCUACGAAGCUACAUACCACAAUGCUUUGCUCGUAAGCCUCGAGGAUUGGGCGAGGUAGAUAGGUGGAAAGCUACUGAAUUCCGUCAGUUUCUUCUUUAUACUGGGAAAUUAGUUUUAAAAGGAAGUUUGCCACGCCACCUGUAUGAUCAUUUUCUGGUACUAAGUGUUGCAAGUUCAAUUCUUGUUUCACCUGAACUUGCACAGGUCCAUUUGAAUUAUGCUGCUGACCUCCUAAAGUACUUUGUGGAGAAAGCUAAGCUUCUGUAUGGUGAAGAAUUCAUUGUGUACAAUGUACAUAGUCUCAUUCACCUUGUUGAAGAUGUUAAAACACAUGGUUGCUUAGAUAGCUUUAGUGGCUUUCCAUUUGAAAAUUAUCUUCAAAAAUUGAAGCGGUUUGUACGCUCUGGGAAAAAUCCUCUCGCCCAGAUUGUGAAAAGACUCAGUGAGUCAUCUGGUAAAAUCGGUCAGACCACAAGUACCUCCAUCAGCAUGAAACCACCAAAUAAUGGAUACAUUCUUGGGGACUCUUCUUGUUGCAUUGUUGUCGAUGAAACACAUCAGUUUCAGUAUGAAGAGAAAAUGUUUUCUUGCAGGAUCUACAACCGUUCUGAACCAAUGUUUGUACAACCUUGUGACUCACGUUUAGUUGGAGUAUAUAAGGUUAAAGAACAAAAUUCCUGCAUAAAGUUACUGCCUGCUAGCACUUUAAAAAGGCAGGCUAUUGCAGUUGAACUUGAACAUAACACUUUGAUCUUUUUGACCAUCUUACAUCAGUUGUAA
Messenger RNA from Paramuricea clavata, 1941 nucleotides. NCBI's taxonomy places the organism in Eukaryota, Metazoa, Cnidaria, Anthozoa, Malacalcyonacea, Plexauridae. The record is from the annotation of a GenBank genome assembly.